AUGGCAUGGGUAUACAGGUGGGUUAAGGAAACGUCAAAGAGGUAUCUAGAUCCUUAUAUGAUCCACCCUCUCCCACUGGCCGACCAGAUUCUUAUAUGGCAACCAAUUUUCUCAAAGCACGUUAGCGAUGGUAUCGCAAGUCUUGAGGCUCAUGAAUCCCUCAGUGAGGAUGAAAAGAAGAAAAUUCGGAAACCUAUAAAGUAUAUUCUCUGCAGAGCCAUCUUCCUCACCUUUUGGAGGAGACUACUCACUGCUCUGCUGGGAAUUGUUGUUAUGAAUGCAGUUGGCAUGAGUAUUGCCAUCUUUCUUCACAAGUUGCUUGGCCUAUUGUCCGACAGAGACUUUAGGUUCAUGGCAUUUUUAGGACUAGCCCUGUCCAUCAUUCUCAUGGAGUUGUUCAAGGAAAUUUGCAUGGACCACAUCAACUACUACGUGCAAAGAAUUGAAAUAAUAAUGGAUGCCUGUCUCCGUAUUGGAGUGUUUCAACAUGGAUUAUGCUACAGAAGAAGUCAAUUUGGGCAUCUCUCUAACAAUCCUGACUCUUGCAAGAGUGUCAUUCAUAAUUGCUCUGGAGAGGAUGUAUGCGCGGAUAAUCCAUUGCUGUGCCCAGCGAGGCGUUAUAAAAAUAAUGAGGUCACACCAAAGAUUUAUCCUCUAGUGCUAAACGAUCCGUACUUCAUGCCACCGUUUGUGGAGUGUAUGACGGGCCUCAUUGAUUUCUUGACAGCACUAAUUUACGGUAUGAUUUUAAUGAGUAGCCAAUUCAACAUGGGAGCAGUGACCAUUCUCUCAAUCUCUUUUUCCUUUGUUGUAUGCAUGGUUGUUGUGGAGAUUACAAAUGGUUUCCUCAUGAGGUACUACUUGGGUAUCAGGGAUCACAAAAUUGCAAGGGCCAAUGAGGUCAUUGUCUCUUCAUUGAAGCUGGUUGAGACAAUGUCACUGGAUGACAUCGGUCAUAAUAUGAUAACUGAGACUAGAAAUGACGAGCUAGUGUUGGUACUCAUCCGUUUCUUUUUGUCGCUCGUCAACAAGGUUUUCAUGACGUCUAUCAUGUGUGUGAACAUUAUCAUCUUGGUCACUGACUUUGUCGGACAAGUUAGAGAAGUUACUGACCUUAGGGGUGUGAAUCCUUCUGGACUCUUGGCAUCCAUCUUUGUUAUUAUGAAGAUCAUUGGUCCCUUGUAUUUGGUGCCUGUGAAAUUGAGAUUGUUAACAUGUUCUUUAAAUUCGUUUUUGAGGGUAAACCGUUUCUUGAGAACCUGCUCACCAAACUUUUACCUUUCGGAUAACAAGUUUACUGGGGAUACUCCCUUGCCAGAGGCACUACCUGAUAAGAACAAGACGUUACCAAAGGGUCUGGUGGUAAUGUUCAAGAAUGCCUCUUUUGCAUGGGUCAACAGUAGGAAGGAUCUUCUUGACAAUACUGGUACUACUUGUCUUAGGAACCUUGACUUUGUCCUCAAUACUGGUGACCUUGCCAUCAUUACUGGUGCUCAGGGUUCUGGUAAGAGUAACUUUAUCAAGGCAAUUCUUGGUGACAUGACUCUUGUUGAAGGAUCAAUGGCUGCACUGCCUCUCUCUACCAACAUGCCAAUAUUCUAUGCUUCUCAAAAAGUGUGGCUACAAAAGGGUACCAUUAAGUCUAACAUUACCUUUGGUCACAGAUUUGAUGAGAAGCUCUACAAGACAGUCAUCAAGACAGUUGAACUUGAACAUGACAUAUCGACUUGGGAAGGAGGUGAUAUGCGUAAGAUCUCUGAACAUGGCUACUCCCUCAGUGGAGGUCAGAGAGUCAGAGUUGGACUUGCUCGUGCCAUCUACGCUUACCUCAUAUUCAACAAGGCCAAUAGAGAGAGUGAAUCUGAACAUUCCUUCCUUGUAGUCCUUGAUGACUGUUUCACUAGCUUGGAUCCAUUCGUGGCGAGGACCAUCUUUAGGAAUCUCUUUAAUAUUAAUUAUGGACUAUUGGUAAAAGAUGAUGUUGCCACAGUUCUAACCAUCUCAAGGCGUAUUUUGGAAGCUUGUGUAUCAUCCGAGUCAUCGGAGUCAUUCCCAGAUGCUCCAAUAUACACAUUGAGGAAUAAAACUCUUGUGCAUGAAAACAUGCUAAGGUCAUUUACGGAUAAUAAAAUUGGGGAUCUAGAAGUUGCAAAAAUCUCUGACUAUAGAGUUGAGCUUAAGACUAUGUCAAACUAUAUCCGUAGGAAUUGUUUAUCUGAUGAUUAUUCCCGUAGUAAACGUAGAGAGAUUGUUGAAUCAAAAUAUACUGAAUCACCAACAGCCCAGGCUUUGCAUAAUUGUAAUAAUGUGUUAUCUGUAAAAGAUAGUUUAAGGUCCUAUAAGGUUUACUUCCGUGCAGCUGGUUUACCCAUUAUAUUAUUCUUUGUCUUAACUAUCAUUUUUGCAACAUUGGAUAAUACAAAAUUUAUCAUCACCUCAAAGGUUUCAGAUUCAGUCCUUGAUUAUGCGAAUGAGCAUAAUCAUACAUCAGUUUCACUUGAGGAUGUUAAGGAGUACUGCUACAGAUCUUUGAGGUGGAUCAUCAUUCUCUCAGUCUCAGUCAUGGUUGGCACUUUCUUCCGCACCGUCGCCAUGACAAAGGCUUCGUUUAACGUCUCUAGGAGGAUCCAUGAGUAUUGUGUCGACUCUAUCUUUACCAAUAACUCUACAGCAUUGGCAAUAAAGAAGUCUUUGGGUUGUGUAAUCACAUUCUUCUACAAUGAGACGCUCUACAUUGACACUGAGAUUAGCCAUUUCGUCCACGACUCAUCAGUUUUGUCGAUUGAGACUGUGGUCCAUACGUUGACACUCUUUUUCUUUUUGCCAUGGUCUACUCCAAUUGCUGUUAUACUUUGCUUCAUCAUUCUGAGGUACUUCCUUUACUAUUUUGUCAAGUCAUGCAAGCAUUCGUAUCUUGCUUCCAUGGAAUCUUUUAGUCAAAUCAAUGCCAUAAUUGAGACGGCUAUAGUUGGAUCACCUAUAUAUCGCAGUUUUAAAAAGGAAUGGGAGUUGAUACAUAGCAUGUUUGAACAUACAGACUAUAACCUGAGGUGCGAUUACCUAACCUAUUCUGCAAUGUUUGGUACUUCUAUCGCCUUCAAGUGUCUACUCGCGCCAUUGGCCUUGUUCAUUCUCAUCUUCCCUAUCAUCCGCUCACGUUAUUUUGGCGUGGAGAUCAAGGUUGGUUAUUAUGCCAUGGCAUAUUCUGUCUUCUUGACUCUGACUGGCACAUUUUCCAAUUUCCUCAGACUUUACUGUUACCUGGAACUCUAUAUGGGAUGUAUUAGGAGGUUCGAAAAUUUUAUUCCCAAAAACACUCCGGUUAAGUUUGGCGAUAGGAGGAACAUUCACCAGACCGAUGUUAUUGUUGACCGUUCUGCAUCAACUGGAGAUGAAAGCCUAUCCGACGAGAAUAUUAAGGAUACCCUUCGUAGAAGACGUUAUAAUGAGCAUGCCAAGAGAAGAGCUGCUAGAUGUACUAGUCUCAAGAUGCUCUUCUUUAAGCACCAUGUUAAUAUACUUGACGUGUCCAAGUAUACUACUCCAGGUCAAGUCAGAGUACAGCUAAAGGAUGUUAAUGUCUACAUUACCUCCUGCAAGGAUGGAAUACAAUUCCCUAUUUUAAAGAAUAUUACCUGUUCAGCUCACACUUCUGAUAUUGUCGGUAUUGUUGGUAGAACUGGAGCAGGAAAGUCUACUAUGUUGUCAGUACUUCAAAACUUGGCUAGAAACAGGGAAGGAACUGUUCUGCUUGAUGGCUGCGAUUUAAAUGAUAUUCCAAAGAAUGUGACUAGGCAGAUUAUUGGAGUACUACCUCAACUACCAUUUGUAUUCAGAGGUUGGACAGUUCGUAGGUUCAUUGACCCUAGAAUGUUAUUUGAAGAUGCUGAUAUUGAAAUGGCUCUGGAGCACUGCGGCUUACUCAAGUUUGUCAAGAACAUUCCAGGUGGCAGGGGUCUUGAUACCAUCAUCAUACCCGAACACUAUCACAAGGAUCUACCAGAUUAUCUAAAGAGAGUGUACUAUGGACCUACUUUAAAGCCACAUGAUUCUUCUGUAGACAACGUUGACCAUGGCAUGGUGCUUUCAAACUCACAGUUACGUACACUAUCAGUGGCAAGACUAGUAUUAUACAGAGAAUUCUUCAAGGUUCUCCUGGUUGAUGAGCCUCCAGAGGAUGAGGUCGGAACAUUCAAGACGGUUGAUAUUCCAAUAUAUGAACUCAUAAAGACACACUUUCAACAUUGUACAACAUUUAUUGCAGCACACGAUGCAAGUAUCUUGCGUUUCUGCACCUCAGUCUGGGUUUUUCACAAAGGUUCUCUCAUUAGGACCUGCAAGACUGAGGAUAUCGUAGAUACUGGGUCACUCUCCAAAACUAUAGAGGACUGUAUCACUACACACGCUUAA
Molecule: messenger RNA, 4410 nt
Organism: Theileria equi strain WA
Lineage: Eukaryota; Apicomplexa; Aconoidasida; Piroplasmida; Theileriidae
Product: ABC transporter, ATP-binding protein domain containing protein
Exons: 1
Coding region: 1-4410 (1469 amino acids)
Biological process (GO): transmembrane transport
Cellular component (GO): membrane
Molecular function (GO): ATP hydrolysis activity; ATP binding; ABC-type transporter activity
Source: RefSeq, a predicted model, not a curated record